AUGGCGAGCACUGUGGACUUGCGUCGUUUGAGGGGCUUCAAGGGCCGGAACCUGCUCCACCUCGCCGUGGAGGGAUCUUGCGUCACAGGGCGGCUGGACGUCUGCAGGUUCCUGGUCGAGGAGAAGGGCUUCGACGCCAACUCCACCUCUACGGAAGGCGAGACGCCCAUCUUCGUCGCCACCGACACCGAUUCCAGAUUACUGAACGGGGCCGAGAACGGCGUCGUCCCUCUUCUAACCUACUUCCUCGGCCGCGGCGGCGACCCAGCUGCACCCGACGCCAAGGGUUGCACGCCCUGCACAAUGCCGCGCAGUACGGCUGGUGCUGAUGUGAACUUCCAUAGUUCACCUGGACCAACUAUGUUAUUAGCUGCAGUUGGCGCUGGCUCAGCAGACGUUGUCAAUUUCUUGCUAGAGAUUGGAGCUGACCCUAAUGUUCAUGAUGGGUACGGGAAGUUCCCAAUCAUACUAGCAGCUGCUCAUGAGCGCCGUAAGCUUGUUGAAAUUUUACUCCCUCAAACAAAUCCAAUUCCAUCCAUGCCAGACUGGACCGUUGAUGGGAUUGUUAACACCAUGAAGAAUCUACCUCGGGAGAUGGUACUAGAACCAAUAGCUAAUGCAAAGUCACAAGGAAAGGAAGCAUUUGCAAAUGGCGACUACGGUAAUGCCGUCGACUGCUAUACGCGGGCAACGGUGAUUGACCCGCGUGACGCCACCUCAUUCGCCAACCUGAGCCUAUGCUUGCUGAAGCUGAGAGAAGGGGAGCGAGCUGUGCUCGCCGCUCAGCAAUGCCAAAAGCUGCGUCCUUGUUGGGCCAAGGCAUGGUACCACGAGGGCGCAGGUCUCAGCUUGCUCCAGAAGUAUGGAGCAGCGGUUGCUGCGUUCGAGGAAGCGCUGAAACUUGACCCUGCGAAUGAUGAGAUCAAGGAGGCGCUGCGGACGGUGAGAUCAAGGAGGCGUUAA
Molecule: messenger RNA, 963 nt
Organism: Miscanthus lutarioriparius
Lineage: Eukaryota; Viridiplantae; Streptophyta; Magnoliopsida; Poales; Poaceae
Source: the annotation of a GenBank genome assembly